GCCAUCGCGGACGGGUCACCAGCAUCGGCGCAGCGCCUAGUGGUCACCCAGAGCUGUCCGGUCCGAUUCCUCGACGAAUCGCGAUCCGUUAUUGCCUUUGAUAUGUCUGCUGUUCGGUCCUUUAUCACCAGAGUUGGCAUGCCCAAACUCCUUACAGUCACUCCUACAUCGUCCUUGCUGGACUCUAAAGUCGCCAUCAGAGCGACUGGAUUGGAGGCUAAUAGCCGCGUGACUAUUAGAUCUGUUUUGGAGCAAGAGACCAAAACUGGUCUGGCAAAGUAUGAGGCCCACGGCCAUUACAUCGCUGAUGAUAGAGGUGUGGUGUCAUUACCCGACCAGAUUUCGCUGGGGGGGACCUAUACUGGGACUGAAGCUAUGGGGCUGUUUUUGAGCAUACAGCCCUCAUUGGGCCAGCGUUUGGGCAAUCGCUUCGUAGUCAAAGAUAUCAGAAAUCCCAUGGUAGUGAACCUAUCAUUGUACUGUGGUCAUCUCAACAUGGAGACAUUACAAACGGCUGAGCCGGAGGCUACCGCGACAGCUCAGAAGUGGUACAUGAGCAAGGACGUGGAGAAGAUCCCGGUCCACAGUGGCAGCUUGAGGGGAUCAUUAUUUAAACCUACAGGCCCCGGCCCAUUCCCUGGGGUGAUUGAUAUGCAUGGAUCCGUGGGAGGGCUGAUAGAGAUUCGGGCGGCCAUGCUUGCAUCUCACGGCCUGGCCAGCUAUGCUCUGCCCUACUUCAACUAUGGGGACCUACCCUCUCACAUGUGGAACCUGGAGCUGGAAUAUUUUAAGGAAGCUGUCGAUUGGAUGGCUGACCAGCCCUUCGUAAGGCCAGAAGGUAUUGGAAUGGUCGGUAUAUCUACAGGGGGGCAAAAUGCCCUGGCAACUGUCUCACAUUUUCCUGAAAAGGUGAAGGCGGUGGUCAGCAUCAGCGGUUGCCACGUUCAAAAUAUAUUCCCCAUGACCCUGAAAGGACAGCCGCUGCCAUUCGUUGAGUUUGACAGUGCUGGAAUUGAACCCUCAGAGAAAAUAGACGGUGCCAAAGAAACGUUUGAUUCCUACAAAGGUAUCUAUGAUGUCAAAGAAAAUGAUGAUUCCGUAUUCAAGCUUGAAAAUGCUCCCAAUUGCCAUUUCCUUUUCAUCUGUGGAGAAGAUGAUGCAGUGUGGGACAGCUGCCACUAUGCACAGGAGGCCAUGCACAGACUAGCGAGACACGGCUGCCACAAUUAUCAGCUGCUGAGCUACCCAAACACUGGCCACCUGAUGGACGUCCCAUACAUUCCUGCCAGCACAGUGGCCUAUUCACCAUUUAUAAGAUGUCCUCUCAACCAAGGAGGUACGGUGGUGGGUACAGCCAAGGCCACGGAGGAUUACUGGCCCAAGAUCAUUAGGUUCCUGCAUGCCCACUGUGGCCGUGGCAACUAUGGAUCUAAACUGUGAGGAACAGCAAACGAGGAUGCAUCCACGCAUAUGCCCAGCAUGCCCACGGGUUUUGGCCUGGGGCCCAUUUCAUAGAGCCCCUCAUAAAAGGAGGGAAAUGUUUCUUUAAACAAAGAAAAUAUUUGUAAUUGCUUGUCAAUAAAGAGGGUCAUCAGUUAGAACACCACACAGUUUUUAUCACCCAGACUGGUUUUCUGGCAAUAUUGGCUCAGCAAAAUUUUGUGUAGGAGCAAUUUCUCUUUAGAUGAUUUAUGAAACUGGGCCCUGAAAUGCCUAAAUUUGGUCAAACUUUGCAAGCAUGUACCUGUCAGACACUCAUUAUUGCUACAAAUUUUCCUAUGAAGGUUAUGUCCUAUGAAAGAUACCGGUUGACUCGAAGCCUUGAAACGAAUGUAAAUAAUCAGUUAAUAAUGAAACAAGGCUUAAUCUGAAUAUUCGCUUUCUGAUUCAUUGACUUAAUAAUCUGGGGUAGAGUGUCUUUUUCCCUGGCUUCAGAACUAGCCUUUCACUUAGACAAGAAAAAGGAAAGAUUGCUAUGGCCUGUGCUCUGAAAACCGACCAAAUAAAUCAACCCUACUCCGUAAAAACAUUAGAAAGUCCUUCCAGUUGGUCACUCUCAUCUGAAAAACUUGUUAACAGCCUGUUGGCACAGUAAGGCAGUACUGCAGUGACCACAUAUCAAUUGCUGAAGUGAAUGCCACAAUUCCACGUAGGACCUUUUACACUAGAGUCACUAUAUCGAUGUUCAUUAUUAACAUAUAGCUUCUAAUCUCUGAAGAAAAUACAAGAAAAGUAAAUCACCAAAUUUAAAGUGAAUGCUGAAGUGUGUUGGACCACAAAGUUGGGAAGCUUGGAGAGUAGAGUCCGGUGCCACUGUAGUUUUUGGUUUAUUUGAUGAACUCCUGCCCACGACAGCCAGGUAGCCCAAGAGCCUAAUAAGCUUCUGCAAAUCGAGCGUCUGUUAUUACAUAUCACAACAAAUGCCAUCAAGCACCGUCAAAAUAAUAUCGAAACUUCCUUCCCAAGAAAUGGAAACAUUCGUCUUAAAGUACUAAUUGGACUUUAUAAUACUGCAUGUAUAAACUUAGGAGUUUUCAAGUAAAGUUUGCAGGAAAUUUUCACAAGCGAUGAUAAACUUAAGGAAUAACAAUCAAAAUAUCCUUCAAAAUGGAGUCCAGGGAAACUAGGAAAACAAUAUUAAUAACUUUGCAACAAUGAAACGUACACUUACCCUAGCCAAUGCUAAAAUUAUUUUGAUAAAAUUAUUCAUAAGACUACCCUAUGGUAAUAUGAUCUCAUUUUAUCACGCAAGAUGAAAUAAUUAUAUGCAAACCUGGCAUCUUAUAUUUUCAAAAUUAGGAAGUGUAAACUACAGAGAGAUGUCCGAUUGAAAUGUUAUAUGUAUGCAUUCUGAUCUGAAAUAUAACAAGCGAAUGCUGUUCAAAGAA
Molecule: messenger RNA, 2888 nt
Organism: Acanthaster planci (crown-of-thorns starfish)
Lineage: Eukaryota; Metazoa; Echinodermata; Asteroidea; Valvatida; Acanthasteridae
Product: acyl-coenzyme A amino acid N-acyltransferase 2-like
Biological process (GO): fatty acid metabolic process; acyl-CoA metabolic process
Molecular function (GO): fatty acyl-CoA hydrolase activity
Source: RefSeq, a predicted model, not a curated record